AUGCUUGACAUGCGUCCUGUCUGGCAAGCGCCUGCCAUCGGAUCCACGGGGCUUGAACCGUGGCUGCUUUAUCAUGCAUUCGUCCAGUGUCUCGUCGCGAUCGCUGCGCUUAUCGCCGCGAACCCAAGUGGAUUGACAGACUCUUUUCAGCUUGCAGGCAGCGUGGUCGUUGCUGUCGCUUUUCUCUUGCAUCAAGGACUAGCUGUCUUGCUGGAGCGACACCCGGAGUCCAAGCAGACGACGAUUCUCUUCUCCUUCGCGGGUUCGCUCUGGCUCUGGCUGUUGUGCCUUCUCUUGUCCAUGGCAGCGACUCGCCUUGCUGAAGAAGAGUUUUACGAGGAGCCCUUUGCAGCUCUCUGGAUUUCUGUUCUGCUCGCAGUCGCAGCUUUCUUCUCGCGACUGCCACCACUGAUGUUCGCACUGCUUGGGCAGAUUGCCGCGCUGCAGCACCUCGCACUGGGCCUAUGGCUGCCAUGCGAGACCUGCGGGAGCUGGCGUUUGCAAGCGCGAGGGCCUGGAGGCUUGCUUUUGGGCCUGAAUGGGCCAUGGCUUCCCGGACUGCUGCUGGCGCUGCUGAACGCCGCACUGAGUGCACUGCAGUGGAGGCGCCACAGCGAGCUUUGCACGUAUGCUGCCAUUGUGAAGCUGCAGAGUCUCCAGGAUUCGAUGCCAUCUCUUCGUGUGGCUACAAGCGCAGACCAGGCAGUCGCCUAUUCGGAGGCACAGAGGCGGCUUUUUGAGCGGGCCUUUGAAGCUUUGGAGCGCUCUCCCUGGGCCUCGGCCCAGGCAGCACUGCUUGCCGAACCACUGCUGCAUGCCGUUUCCAUCUGCGCCCAUCAGCUCCAGUCGCAGACUGCGCAGCAGCGAGAGCUGCAGGAAACUUCGGAGAUCCGGGACCAGAACGUCGCCGGUUGGAUCGGCAGCAUCGGCCGGUCCGGGACCUCCGGGAGCAUAUUGGAGUAUGGACUGCUGGAGAAGUCCCAGUCCAGGGAGGCGGACGCAGAGCUCGUGGAGCUGGGCCCGGAACCUGAGUUGAAUCGAAUACAGGGAGACGAGAGCUUCCAUCUGGAACCAGGAGAGAGUUCGCUGUACAUCCAGAGGCUUACUCCAGCUGUUGUCAAGCAGCUCAAGGCUUCUUGGGAUGCCUGCAUCUGGGUUCCUUUCCGAAAGGUUUUCGCCACGAUCCCAACCUCCAAAGAGAAAUCGCAGACAAGGUCAUAA
Symbiodinium sp. CCMP2592 is the source of this 1221-nucleotide messenger RNA. The record is from the annotation of a GenBank genome assembly. Lineage: Eukaryota; Dinophyceae; Suessiales; Symbiodiniaceae.